Molecule: messenger RNA, 736 nt
Organism: Etheostoma spectabile (orangethroat darter)
Lineage: Eukaryota; Metazoa; Chordata; Actinopteri; Perciformes; Percidae
Gene: her7
Product: hairy and enhancer of split related-7
Exons: 2
Coding region: 62-736 (224 amino acids)
Molecular function (GO): protein dimerization activity
Source: RefSeq, a predicted model, not a curated record
AUGUUUUUUGUUUGUCUUCUAGUUCAUAAAAUCUCAGGUGGAGAAACGUCGCAGGGAGAGGAUGAACUACAGUCUGGAGUGUCUGAGGAUCAUGUUGAUUCAGGAGCCACCACAACCGGGUGGGACUCAGCACAGAGUGGAGAAAGCUGAGAUACUCGAGCGCACAGUCCUCUUCCUGCAGAACACUGCCAAAGGAGACAAGACGAGAGCUGGCGGAGGCCAGAAACACUCCUUCCAAGACGGCUUCUCCACCUGCCUGCAGACAGCUGAACAGUUCCUGGGACCUGAGGGGAGAGGCCUGGGGCUUGGUGCAGCACUGGAGGCAUCUCUUGCCACUCGAUUUUCCCAUUCAGACUCCGACUCUGCAGCUGUUCAAAAUAGAACUGAAGCUCAUUCCUCCACCAGCUCUCUGCCACACAAAAAGUCCAUUCUUCACAUGCUGAGCCAGAAGUCCAAGCACAGACGGCACAAUCCAGCCUUCAGUGUUGCUCAUCCGUAUCGACUUCCGGUACAGCAGGGGGUCCCCCGAAUUCCCCAACAGGGUCAGAGACUUAAUCAGCUUGAGAUAAGACGAGUAAGCAAGCAGAGCCAGUCCCAGAGCCAGUCCCAGAGCCAGUCCCAGAGCCAGUCCCAGUGCCAGUCCCAGUGCCAGUCCCAGAGCCAGUCCCAAAGCCAGUCCCAAAGCCAGUCCCAGAGCAGUCUGGUCAGCCAGACUUUAUGGAGGCCCUGGCCCUGA